Heterobasidion irregulare TC 32-1 is the source of this 753-nucleotide messenger RNA. RefSeq lists its product as uncharacterized. The coding region runs from base 15 to 659 and encodes 214 amino acids. The transcript is spliced from 4 exons. The record is from RefSeq and is a predicted model, not a curated record. Gene Ontology annotation, cellular component: mitochondrion. NCBI's taxonomy places the organism in Eukaryota, Fungi, Basidiomycota, Agaricomycetes, Russulales, Bondarzewiaceae.
GCUAAACAGUUGUAAUGCUACCUCGCCAGCUCCGUUCAGUCGUUCAUCAGCGUCAGUGUUGGCGCAUCCCUUACUUUCCAUCUGCACUGCGCUCUUUCAGCCAUUCUUCCGUUCUGAAUGAUUUUCAUUUCGAUACCCACCACUUUGUCCAACGUUUGGAGCGCGAAGGUCUGAACAAGGCCCAGGCCGAAGGCAUCAUGUCCGCGAUGGCAGAAGUCAUCGACGAAAGCAUUCGGAACAUGACCAGCAACAUGGUCACCAAGGCUGAUCAAGAGAAGAAUCAUUACACUCAGCAAGUCGACUUCGCGCAGCUUAAGUCCGAACUGCAGCUUGUUGAGAAGAAUGACUUGGCCAUGAUCAAAGCAGAGAACGACCGACUCGUGACGGAUAUCGAGAAGUUGAAGCAGCGACUUCGAGAGGAGAUCACGAGGACUCAGGCGGGGGUACGCUUGGACCUUAAUCUUGAGAAGGGUCGAAUCCGCGAGGAGGCUAGUCGACAGGAGCUGAAAGUGAAAGAGGUGGACACUCGGAUAGAGCAGGAGAUCGCUGGUCUUCGUGCGGCGAUACAGUCCUCGAAGGCAACGACGCUGCAAUACCUUGUCGGUUUUGUCACUGGCUGCUCAGCCUUGCUCAUGGCUUAUCUGCGUUUCCGCGUUUGAACCUGAAGGUGAUCAAUGAUCAUUGAUAGUUGGCUAUAAUGUGUAUCUCUACUCCAGCGCAGUACCAGAGAACUAAUUUCAGAACUAAUCGUUG